UCCCGCCAUGGCGCGGUUCGAGCCGGCGGCGCUGCCCGAGCUGCUCCCGGUUUUCUACCGCCGGCUCUUCCCGCACGGCCCCUACGGCCGCUGGCUCAGCUACGGCGGCGUGGUGAAGAACUACUUCCAGCUGCGGGAAUUCUCCUUCACCCUGCGGGAUGAUGUGUACCUGCGGUUCCAGUCCUUCGGCAGCCCCCAGGAGCUGGAGCGGGAGCUGCAGAAGAUCAACCCUUACAAGAUCGACAUCGGGGCCGUCUAUUCCCACCGGCCCAACCAGCACAACACGGUGCACCUGGGAGCCUUCCAGCCGCAGGAGAAGGAGCUGGUCUUCGACAUUGACAUGACGGAUUACGAUGACGUCCGGACGUGCUGCAGCUCGGCCGAUAUCUGCUCCAAGUGCUGGACGUUGAUGACCAUCGCCGUCCGCGUCAUUGACCGCGCGCUCGUGGAGGACCUGGGCGUGCGGCACCGCCUGUGGGUGUACUCUGGCCGGAGGGGCGUCCACUGCUGGGUGUGCGACGAUGCGGUGAGGAAAUGGUCCCCGGCGCUGCGGGCGGCUGCUGUGGAGUACCUGAGCCUGGUGAAGGGCGGCGCAGACACGGUGAAGAAGGUGAACCUCUCCCACCCCGUGCACCCCUUCAUCAGGCGCUCGGUCGGCGUGGUGGAGAAAUACUUCGAGGAGUACGCGCUGCUGGGGCAGGACAUCCUGGGCAGCCCCGAGAAAUGGGACAAGGUGCUGGCCCUCAUCCCGGAGGAGCACCGGGAGCCGCUGCAGGCCGAGUUCCCGCGGAAGAAGGACUCGGUGCAGCGCUGGGAGCUGCUGCGGGCGCGCGCGGAGCGGGAGCGGGCGCGGGCGGCGCCGUGCCACGCCGACUGGGAGCUGAUGCUGCACUUCUGCUUCCCUCGGCUGGACAUCAACGUCAGCAAGGGCCUGGGCCACCUGCUCAAGAGCCCCUUCAGCGUGCACCCCAAAACCGGCCGCAUUUCGGUGCCCCUGGACCUGCAGAGACUGGACCAGUUUGACCCGUUUGCCGUCCCCACCAUCACGUCCCUGUGCCAGGAGCUGGACAAUGCCAGCAGCGACGGGGAGCAGGAGGAGGUCGGCGAGACGGAGCCGAAACGGCGAGCGAGGGACUAUAAGAGGACGAGCCUGGCCCCUUACGUGAGGGUCUUCGAGCAGUUCGUGGAGGGGAUGGAAAGCGCCCGGCGGGGAGAGCGCAUCCGUCAGAGCGAUCUGCAAGGAGAUUUCUGAGGCCUUGACGCUGAGGGACCCACUGCCGGUGUCACGGAUUGUCAUUGUCACCUCCCCUGGCCGUGGGGGUCCCUUGGAGCAGCCAAACCACACGGGCUCCCUGCCCUUUCCCCAGUUUUUGUACUUUUUGUACUGUUUUCUACGCAAACACCAUUAAAUGUUUCAGGUCACCUGUGUGCUGUGACCGGGAUGUGCUGAGGGAGGUUGGGGUCCCUGCUCUGGAGUGUGGGGUCACUGCCCCCAAUCCCCUGCUUGGAUCCCCUGUCCUGACCCCCUAAACCUUUCUGGACCCCUGUUUCUGACCCUCUAAACCUGACUGGACCCUUCUCUGACCCCCUAAACCUGCCUGGACCCCUGUUCUGACCCCCUAAACCUGCCAUGACCUCGUAACCCUGCCUGGACCCUGCCUUUGGAGUCCCUGCCAGCCCCAGGAAUCCCUGCCCCACCGGCUGAAACCAGGCCCCACAUUCGCAGCAUCUCA
This is a messenger RNA of Hirundo rustica (Barn swallow), 1733 nucleotides long. It is a transcript of the gene PRIM1, whose product is annotated as DNA primase subunit 1. Gene Ontology annotation, cellular component: alpha DNA polymerase:primase complex. The transcript has 12 exons. Gene Ontology annotation, biological process: DNA replication, synthesis of primer. NCBI's taxonomy places the organism in Eukaryota, Metazoa, Chordata, Aves, Passeriformes, Hirundinidae. The record is from RefSeq and is a predicted model, not a curated record. Bases 8 to 1252 code for a protein of 414 amino acids.